Molecule: messenger RNA, 1527 nt
Organism: Pundamilia nyererei
Lineage: Eukaryota; Metazoa; Chordata; Actinopteri; Cichliformes; Cichlidae
Source: RefSeq, a predicted model, not a curated record
AUGUCCGUGUUCCCCUGGUUAUGGGAGACGCUGCACCCCCUCAUCAGUGACUUUCUCGUCUCCACUCUCCGACUCCGCCCGCAGCAGCAGCUGCCCGGUGUGCGUGAAUCGUCGCCAGAGCCAUGCUGUUGCAUUGUUACCCCGCUGCCUCGCGAGCCAGAAGCAGUCAGAGUCGGAACAGUGAGGCUCACCGCCGACACACCGUCGGUUCACGCUUUGUCGGCUUCCGCAUCUUCGCCACCCCCUGACUGCACUACGCGGCGCACGGAGAUGCCAGAGGCUAUUGACUUUGGUGAGGAAGAGCGGCAGCAGGUGUUACGGGCGUAUCGCGAGGAGGAGCUCCGUUGGAAGCCCUGGCUCAUCUCCGAGGAGGAGCUCUUGCCUGCCGUCCCGCCUCAGACUGGCCGUCCACCCUCGCCGCCUCGAUCGGACUACUUGUCUCCUGCUUCCUAUCUGGCACGGAUGUGGUCGGAGGACGAGGAGCCGGUUGCCAUGGAGAAUCAAGUUUUGUCCAUGGCUGCUCCAAAGAGGAGCUACGGCCUGUCUUGCCCUCCACUGAGCAACACGAGGAUGCUGUGGGGGUACACGCCUGGCCCUUGGGGGCCCCCGGAGUUGCCAGGAUCUCCCGCCUACCGCCCCGCCAACACUCGCCUCCUCAGCCUCUGCGACGCUGCAGGAGGCCCCACCGUCCACUUCAAUGGGGUCCACAGCCAAGAAAAAGCGGCGUUCGCGUCGCCGUCACACCGCCCAACACUCGGAGUUCAAACAAAGUCUGAGCUGCCUAUCGCAAAUGUCUUCCCUCCUGAGUCGGCCCUGCUCCUCCACCAGUCACUUAAUGAAGGCAGACAGUUCAGAAAUUGUCAGCUUGUUCAGUCUACUCCAAAAGGCAGUGAAGAAUUUGUCCAUCUGCAAGCUGGUUUGGGACGUAGGUCUACACUGAUACCUGACAGCUACAGUCAUGAUGAGGUAUGUGCAAGACUCAAAGAUCUGUAUCCAAAACUGGAAAGUGUUUCUGGGGGCUGGCUGAUUUACAAAGGAGCAGGUGGAUGGGGUUCUCGGAAACUAAAUAUGGUGCCUCCUGAGGACAGUGGAUAUACUGGGUCACUGCUAAAAAAUGCAAGUGCUGGGGGAAAGACCAUCCUUUACAUUGCUCCAAUCCAGGAAGAGCUAGACACUCAGCCGCUGCCUCCUGACUCUAGCUCCUUCUCCAAUAUGCCAAAAGCGAUCCUAGAUGAAAUCCUGCAGGCCAUAAGUACUGCUGUGAAUACAGAGGAAGAAUUCCGUAUCACUGUCUCAAGAUCCAAUAUGGUGGAGCGGGGACUUGCACAGUGGAAGAGGCAAAAAAAGGCAUUGCCUACAAAUCAGCUGAGGGUCACAUUCAUCGGAGAAGCAGGAAUUGAUACAGGGGCAUUACGGAAAGAAUUCCUCACAGAAAUGGUUGCAGGCUUGGAGCAACGGCUAUUUGAGGGUGACCAGACUGGGAAGGCUCCCAAAUAUUCAUUGCUGGAUCUCGAUCUAGGAAACUUC